UCUGGAGCACUUGUUCCGGGUCCUGCCGUCCUCUAACAGCUCAGAGAUCUUCACAGCUAGCAGGAAAUAUAACAUGAUGGACGUUCAGUCCAGGAUGCACCCUGACAUUCCUGAAAAUGGAGAACUGCCUCCUAUGGAGGUCACCAGUGAUUUUGUACCCCAGGAAGGUGGAGGAGAGGAUGAGAAACCUGUGUCCAACCUGCAGAGGAGACGCAGCGAUGUUAAAGUGUACAAAGAAAUCUGUGACUUCUAUGCCAGAUUCAACAUGGCGAAUGCUCUGGCGAAUGCGAUGUGUGAGCGCUGUAGGUCUGGCUUUGCCCCUGCAGAAAAGAUUGUGAACAGUAAUGGAGAACUCUACCACGAGCACUGCUUUGUGUGUGCACAGUGCUUCCAGCAGUUUCCGGAGGGGCUCUUCUAUGAGUUUGAGGGACGGAAGUACUGUGAACACGAUUUCCAAAUGCUCUUCGCCCCAUGCUGCCACCAGUGCGGUGAAUUCAUCAUUGGCCGUGUUAUCAAGGCAAUGAAUAACAGCUGGCACCCUGAGUGUUUCCGCUGUGAUAUCUGUCAGCAAGUCCUGGCAGACAUUGGCUUCGUCAAGAAUGCAGGCAGACAUCUGUGUCGUCCUUGUCACAACCGAGAGAAAGCCAGGGGCCUGGGGAAGUACAUCUGUCAGAAGUGCCACGCCAUAAUUGACGAGCAACCACUAAUAUUCAAGAAUGAUCCUUACCAUCCUGAUCACUUCAACUGUGCCAACUGCGGCAAGGAACUCACUGCUGAUGCUCGCGAGUUGAAAGGAGAACUCUACUGCCUGCCCUGCCAUGACAAGAUGGGCGUUCCAAUUUGUGGAGCCUGCAGGAGGCCAAUUGAAGGGCGAGUGGUGAACGCAAUGGGAAAGCAAUGGCAUGUGGAGCACUUUGUAUGUGCGAAGUGUGAAAAGCCUUUCUUGGGCCAUCGUCACUAUGAGAGGAAGGGUCUGGCUUACUGUGAGACUCAUUACAACCAGCUUUUUGGAGAUGUUUGCUUCCACUGCAACCGUGUAAUUGAAGGCGAUGUUGUGUCUGCCCUGAACAAGGCCUGGUGCGUAAACUGUUUUGCUUGUUCCACCUGCAACACAAAGUUAACCCUCAAACAUAAAUUUGUAGAAAUAGAUUUAAAGCCCACUUGCAAGUCCUGUUAUGAAAAGUUGCCUGAUGAAUUUAAACGACGUCUUUCCAAGUUAUCAAAAGAUGGCAAAGAUAAAGGCAAAAAGAAAAAAGGAUCCUGCCUGUGAUCGCUCUUUCUUCUUUCCUGGUCACAUGGGAACAAGUUUGUGGAAUUUGACAUGAAGCCGGUGUGUAAGAAAUGCUAUGAGAAGUUCCCCCUGGAGUUAAAGAAACGGCUCAAAAAGCUCUCGGAAACCAUAGCGAGAAAAUAACCAUUUCCUGUGUAUGGUAUAGAAGACUGUCGGCAGGGUGCAGCACGCCAGUCCAGCGCCGAUCAUACAUUCUACUUGACUGUUACCUGCACUAACAUUCACGCAAUAUAUUUAUCUGCAUGAUAGCUGUAUUAAACUACAACGCACAGGCUAUUUAUUCCCUCACCUCAUUAAUACCUUUUUGCCUUGCUGCAGUCCACAGCAGCAGAAUCCAGCGUCCUUUAUGUAUUGCUAUGUUUCACGUCACCAUGUGUAGAUCAGUAUUACUCCACUAAAACACUGUAAAAUGUGACUGAAAAGCUCACGCUCUAGAGUAAGCGAUCUUCUAUGCAUUUGUGCAUACAGCGAGAACUGGCCAUAGACUACUUAGCGUCCCGGGACCCCAGGUUAGCUCAGAUAUGUCAUGUUCUGAACACUUUUAAGCAGGUGGGUUACAUGCGGUCUGUUGCUGAAGAGUAUAUGCUGCUUUAUAGUCUCAUCUCUUAUAUUUGUACUAUAAGACACGUACAGCAUCUCAAGAGUAUACGCAAAAACCCAUUGAAAAGCGGCUAUAGACCUGGCUGUCGGGCUCCUGAUGUCUGACUGCAUUUUGGACUUGCCUUGCACAACCAGUGCAUCACUAGUGCCUUUACCCAAGUGCGUUAGACAGCAAAGCCAUCUCUACUCGCAGUGAAAACCAGAAAAGGGAACCAUGGAAAGCACCAUUACCAGAGCAUUGAGAAUACUUGAAUUUCACUUGUGCUCUGCAGUCUGCAUGUCAUUCCCAUUCAUUGCUUUAUAUUGUUUAUUUUGUGCCUUAAACCUCCAUUUCCUCCUAACCUUAUACUCAUAGUCACUAUUUGGAUAUAUAUGGUAAUUUUAAAGCUUUUGAUUAUUUCUACUAUGCAGUAAACACAGUGCUGUUCAUUCCCAGGCAGCAUGCUUUUAUCUUGAACAUGUGAAGUAUUUUUAUUGCAGAUUAUCCACAUACUUAUUGUUAUGUAGUCUUGACUUUAUAUGUAAUGCCCAAUCUGUACUCUAAUGUGUAAGAUGAUUUGAUCAGCUUUUUACACACCCAUAUACCACCGUUCUUGGAGAAACGGCUAAAACCUUUAUAGAGGAUGUGUCUGUCUUGUCUUUAUAUUGAGACUUGAGUUUAUUAGGAGUUGUAGAAAUUAUGGUAUUAAAAAAAUAUAUAAUAUUUUUUAUUUUUCCCUUAAAGGGGUUGUCCAACAUAUUUUCAGACUCCAGCAGCUGGGUCCUGGCUCCAUUGCCCGUUCUGCAGCUCCUGGGUGUGCCAACAUCAACAUCCAAUCACUGGCUGCAGCGUUGACGUGUCACCCAUGUGGCACGUGACCCAGUGACAUGCUGCAUGGCUUCAGUGGUCAUGUGCCCCGUGUGAAAACGGGUGUUGAUGUGAGCACACUUGGGAGCUGUGAAGUGAUGGAGCCGGAACCCAGCAGCUGGGGUCACACAUGAUCGCCGCCUGUCCAGCAAUGCUGUGGGUUCUGAUGAAAAAUGCAAGGUGAACAACCCCUUUGAAAACAAACUAAUGCAACAAUAUAAUCUGAAUAUUUUUAUAAAUUCAUUAAUAAAAUCUAUACACUUAAAGUGAAA
This is a messenger RNA of Bufo gargarizans (Asiatic toad), 3010 nucleotides long. It is a transcript of the gene LIMS1, whose product is annotated as LIM zinc finger domain containing 1. The record is from RefSeq and is a predicted model, not a curated record. Gene Ontology annotation, cellular component: cell-cell junction; cytoplasm; focal adhesion. Gene Ontology annotation, biological process: positive regulation of integrin-mediated signaling pathway; cell-cell adhesion; cell-cell junction organization. NCBI's taxonomy places the organism in Eukaryota, Metazoa, Chordata, Amphibia, Anura, Bufonidae. Bases 74 to 1270 code for a protein of 398 amino acids. The transcript is spliced from 11 exons.